Molecule: messenger RNA, 2054 nt
Organism: Haplochromis burtoni (Burton's mouthbrooder)
Lineage: Eukaryota; Metazoa; Chordata; Actinopteri; Cichliformes; Cichlidae
Product: meiosis 1 arrest protein
Exons: 6
Coding region: 263-1213 (316 amino acids)
Biological process (GO): male meiosis chromosome separation; meiosis I; spermatogenesis
Source: RefSeq, a predicted model, not a curated record
UGUUAUUUAUGCCCUUUCAGGUUACCAAAUGUAUUUACAGGCCUACUGUUAGCUAGCUAACGUUAGCAUGCUAACCGACUAACUAUCAGGUCUAGGUUAGCUAUUUUGUUGAUAAGAAGCAGAGCCUGUGCAUGUUGUAUCGCAACAGUUUGUUGGUUUUCUCUUUUCUAUAUACUUUUAUUAACCUGUCUACUUGACAUAACAGUCCGUCCAGCAGAAGCUAUUUUCAGAGAAGUUGGAACUUAACCUCAGCAAGGCUAUCAUGGAGAGCAGAAAGAGGGCAGCAGCUUCUUCCAACUCUCCAAGUUUGGUUUUCUGGUCCUCGUCGUUCCCACGGCAACCAGCCAGGGUCCUAAUUGUGGAGGCGCUGCCGCCCCGAUGGUCAGAGACCCGCACGGUUCUUUGCGAUGCUCUCGACAACUUCUUGUCUCUGGCCUCUAGUCUGGAUGGGCCCUGUAGGAUGCCUCUACUGAGCCUGUAUGCCGUCAGCAGGCAGCGGGAAUGUCUAUUGCCACUUGUGCAAGUUCGUGGUAACUUCGCCAGGCUGCAUUCCUGUGUUGAAGAGCUGAGGUCUAUUGCAAGUGAAGGUUGUAUCAGAGGAGCAGCCGCGGGAGCUGAUCUGCUGCGACAGGCAGUGCUGGACAGUCUGCAGCAGUUUAAACAGUACAUCAGACACACCAGCGCUGGCAGUCAGGCCGGCAGCAACAUCUCUGUGGAGGUUACUCUGGUGACCAGCCAGCCAGGCCGUAGCAUUGUUCAUCAGCUGGAGAUGGGGCUCAAAGAUGCUGACCUGGUUUCACUGAAGCGACUCCUGGUAGUGCAGAUCUACAGUACAGGAGACUGGGGCCAAGACACUCUCUCACCUGAGGCCGCCGCACCCUCAGAGACUGAAGACUCUCUGAUGCUGGGGACAGAGGUCGACCUGCAGCAGGUGGAGAACACUGUGUUUGCCAUAGAGACUGUGUUCAAGGCAUGGCUUCAAGAACAGGGUGGAGACAGAGAGCACCUUCACCUCUUGCUACCAAGCCCCAUGGAUAACCUGAUUCCAGUGUGCGUGAAGUGUGACAUGCAGGAGCGCAUGAUAAGCCCGGCGCUCAUCCCGCUGACCCCGAACCUGGGAGUGAAGACUGAGAGCAUUCGGGACUUCCUGCUUGGCCCUAAGGGCUUGGCCAAUCAAAGCCCAGCACCGCAGACACUGAAAGUGAUCAAGUAAGCGUGGGCAUCGAUGCUGAGGGCCUUCGAACUAUCAGCACAAAUAAGAGUUUUUAGGAUCAGCUCACAAUCACUUUGUUAGGAGAAAGGAAGACUUGUGUGUGCAAGAUCCAAUAACACGCGUUCUCUGUAUGCACAGCUCCUUUGUUUGACUUGGGAGCAUCUGAGUGCACUUUGUUCUGCUGGAGUUACUGCUCCGAGGCUGUAAAAGCAAUAUGAGCACAAAGUUCAGUCGCUUUUGUAAGGAAUUUUGUUGGCCUCGUAAAUGUACAAUCAGCAUGAUGGACGAGGAAACCAGAAGAUAAAAUAUAUUCCAGAGGACAGGAAAAUGCUCAUCGUAAAAGUCUGACAAAUGAAUAAAAUCUUUCAUACCAAUCACAAAACAAAUAUGGAGAGUUUUACGAGCUUGUAGGUCAAAAAUAGCCUCUGUGGACAGUGUCAUACAAGAAAUGAGCUACAUUUGCUUCCUACAAAACAAACUCGUCAUGUUAUUUUAAACCUCACAGGGAUUGUGGACACAUGAACUGAAUGUAGCGCAGUACAUUUUCACUUUCUUCUCUUUCCUACCUGUCAGUAGAGGAAUGUGUACGUGCCAUUUUUUUCUCACAAACUCAUGCAGUGCACUGAAGAUUGUCUCAUGGGCCAGCGCAAGGCCAGUUGCAGACACACUGGUGGUCCUGUGCUGGCCCAUGUGUGGGCCACCUCUGACAAUCCUGAUCUUGACCACCAAAGGGCCGUAACUCUUUCCGGUAUGUGAUCCAUGUGUAAGUUGUGUGCAGCCACGGGCCAGUUGCAGACACACUGCUGGCCCUGUGCUGGCCCAUAUGUCAGCCUAAUGUGUA